CACUUGCACUUUGCUAAGUAGCCUACAAAGAGUGCGUGUGUGCGUGCGUCACUAGCGCUCCUGGUGGACAAUACCAUCAACUGUGAAUCAAUAGCAGACGGUCGAUCAGCAGUCAGCUGUUAGGCGUACUUAGUCAAUGCGGUGUGGGUUAGGCUCCGGACUAUGUCUACUUGUUUUCUGCUGAGGACGUUGUUGCAGCACUUCAAAGAAGACAGGAGGAAAAUAAUUGUGAUCGGAUGAAUAAUAACGGAGUUUUUCAAUUGCCUAACGCUUCUUUGAUUUUGACCUGACAACACCGACGUGGUAAAGAGUAGAACCAUCGACAUUCUAUACUUGAACUUCCAAUUGAAACUAUGGAGGAAUUCAAGUAUACGGAGGGAAACAUGGAUGACGCCGAUGUGUAUCAAGUGGAGUAUGUAGACAGGACCAUGGUGCUGUGUUACAUUCUCGCUGGAGUGUUGGCAGUGAUUCUCAUCCUCUACUGGAGUUUUGAGGUCCACUACUUCAUCAGGAUGGGACUGACUGUGUUUAAUGCGAGGGUGUUCAAGAGAAAAGUUCAUAUCUUGGACUCCACCUCUGUCACUGGUGUGUGCCUGAGUACGGAUGUGGAUACACUGCUGUACCAUAUGAACAAUGCAAGGUAUUUACGAGAGUUGGACUUUGCCAGAGUGGACUUCUACGAGAGGACAGACUUGUACCGUACCAUUCGUGCCAAAGGUGGGGCCGUUGUCCAAGGGGCAUGUACCAUCCGGUACCGACGGUUUGUGCGUCCCUUCUCCGUUUACACGAUUACCUCCAAGAUCGUCUAUUGGGACCAGAACUCCAUCUACAUGGAGCACAGGUUCAUCACGCCCAAGGACGAGUUUGUGAGAGCGAUCGCGCUGUGUCGCCAAAGGCUGAUCAAUGUCUCUGCGGAGGAUGUCAUGACAGAGUUGUUAUCCAACGGAGCCAAAGCGGCAGAUCCCGAGAGAGGGCUGGAGAAGCCCGAGUGUCCUUUGGAGGUGCUCCGAUGGAACGAGUCUAACGAGAUCUCCUCUGCAAAUCUCCGCAACGGAUGCUGACCUCGGUUGGACCUUCCUGACAAGGAAGAAGUGACCAUCGACAUGUGAAAGUGUUGUGAUAAACUCUCUCAGAGAGAAUCGGACAAAGUGAUUUUAAGGUCUUAAAACUCUGCAAUGCACUAUGAUACAGUGUACUUAAAUGUUUGUGUUAUUCUGUCCUUUGAAGUGUUUUUAAUGAUUUUAUAUGUAAGGAUUUUAGACUUAAAAUAUAAAAUAUUUUAAAGCUUUGAAUGUAAUGUGAGAUGCUUUGGUAAAAUUGUUUAAAUCGUUCGAAGCCGUUAUUUUUUCAGUUUUGUUAAAGCUUUGAAAAACAAAGGUAUAAUUUGGAAUACAAUUUGACAAAAGAUUAUCAAUUUCCAUAUUUCCUUAUGCACUAUGUAGUGCUGAUUCAAAUUUGGUUAUCAAUUAUGGUUAUCAAUUAUUAUUUUGUAAUUUUAAACUCAGUUUUUAGAGUAGUUUUACAUUACUCUUGAUUAUAUUGUGACACUUUCACCUUAUAGCUAAAGAGCUAAGGAACGGAAGUACUUUUUUCUCUAUUGGGUACCCAUGAAUCUGUACGGUAUCUAAUGUUGACAAACUUGUAGAUUCAACUUGGACAUUUAAAUAAUGUUAUUGUUAAAUGUAGACCUAAUGUUACUUAAUGCUGUGGUUAUAUAUAUAAGUUAGAGAAUUGUAAAAAAAAACAAAUUUGUACAUACUUUAGUGUUUAUUUAUCAUAGAACCAUGUAAGGAGAUCAACAUGGUGACUAUAGUAGUUAGAGAAUAUUUCCUUUCAUUGGACUGUUACACUAGUCAUUCUAAAAUAACGUGUUGUAAGUUGUAAAAUGCCUUGAUGGAACUUCACGUUCCAAGACCAUAUUCUUCUAGCUAUAUCUGUUAUACAUUGAAAUUUGACUCAUGCUCUUCCAUAGAAUCAAAUUUGUUGUUUUAUUUAAGUUUUUAAAGACUGAAGUGAUAGAAAACUGUAGCAUAUAUGGUUCCAAACACAACAAAAACUCUUGAAUCAAAAUUAUAGGCUUACUGCAGCCUAUUCACACACAUUUUUAAUAAUUUGCCGUAUCAGAACUUUAACCCUUUUCAGUCUGUUUAUUUUUGUCUGAGGAAAACCAACUACUUAGGGAAUGUUUUUCUUCUAUUCAGAUGGUACAAUCAAUAAAAAGAUAGUUAUAUCUUUUAUGAUAUAAAAAAUAAACUACCGUAAUAAUUAUGUUUCCAAUAUUGAACUCAUGUUCAUUGAAAUUUAUAAGUUUGAGUUUGGUACUUGGAAACAAUACUGUAUACUCCAAAUAUUUUUAUCCUCUAUUGUAUUGGAAAGUUUGAUUAAUCAAAUCAUGGUUCUAUUAUUACUAAUUUCUUUGUGUCAGUGGACACUCCAGUAAGUAUAGGCUACAUCAAAUCAAAUCAUUUUCUAUUAGAUCAAGAUACCAUUUAGCUUGUGAUCAAACUUAUUAAGUGACAAAAAUAGUUAUAAGUUAGCAUUAUUCGUCUGAUGUUUUAUUGACGAGUAAGAGAUGUUGGAUAUUUUCCAUGACACUCUAAUUAGUUUAGGUGAUUUGAAAUCAUAAUGUGUUAGGAUGUUUGUAUAUACUUCUAAAUUGUAUGGGUAGUAUAAAUAUAUAUCAACAUUUUGCUUUGAGCUUUAUUAAAUUGUCUGCUGUUACGAAAUGUACUUUCUACUGUUUCUAUUUUUUUUUUAUCUUUAAAGACAUUUACAUGUUGAUUACAUGUUAUUUAUAAUAAAA
Macrosteles quadrilineatus (aster leafhopper) is the source of this 2803-nucleotide messenger RNA. RefSeq names its product protein THEM6-like. The transcript has 5 exons. NCBI's taxonomy places the organism in Eukaryota, Metazoa, Arthropoda, Insecta, Hemiptera, Cicadellidae. The record is from RefSeq and is a predicted model, not a curated record. The coding region runs from base 354 to 1061 and encodes 235 amino acids.